Messenger RNA from Penicillium samsonianum, 471 nucleotides. RefSeq lists its product as uncharacterized. The transcript has a single exon. Lineage: Eukaryota; Fungi; Ascomycota; Eurotiomycetes; Eurotiales; Aspergillaceae. The record is from RefSeq and is a predicted model, not a curated record. The coding region runs from base 1 to 471 and encodes 156 amino acids.
AUGGCUUUCUUAUCUACCGACAAUCAGGCGGCCAUAAACAGAACCAGAGAUGCCUGCAACACCCGCAAUCGCGGUAUCUUCUGGCAUAUUCCCGAGGAAGCUCCGGCCUGUGCGUCCAUGCCCGCCGGGAACAUGACCAAAGUGAUGGAAGAGUGCUGCAAUGGCGCGUCGGUCACCCAGUAUGCGGACGGCUGUGGCAUCUACUGUCUCGCCAAUGGGCAAGACCCCUACAAGCUCGGGGACUGCAUCCAAAACCAGAACGCCUACGGACUCUACGGCUUCUGCACUCUUGGCUAUUUAAAUUCGACCACUACGGGCUCUAAGUCCACGUCCUCGGGCACUGCUACUAGCACGGCCUCGCCUGCUGCCUCGACUUCCCCAAACGCUGCCAUUACGAACCAGCCAAUCUCCAAGUCUGGCCUCGGACUGAUUGCCCUUCUUUUCGGUUCGGCUUUUAUGGCUGUCAUUUGA